AUGAACACCCGCGGAGAAAUAGGCGAAUUCUCUCAAAUCUUCAAUGGUUUAAUGGAUCUAAUGAGAAGAUUCAUAUUCAGAGUUCUACGCGCGGGUUCAAUCCCGAAUCACAUCUCAUUCAUCAUGGAUGGAAACCGGAGAUUCGCCAAGAGACACAAUCUUAAAGGCCUAGACGCAGGACACAGAGCCGGUUUCAUAUCCGUUACAUGUGUUCUUCAGUACUGCAAAGAGAUUGGAGUACCGUACGUCACACUCUACGCUUUUGGUUUCGAUAAUUUCAAGAGAGAACCUGAAGAAGUCAAGUGUUUGAUGGAUUUGAUGCUGGAGAAAGUCGAGCUCACAAUCGAUCAAGCUAUCUCCGGGAAUCUAAAAGGCGUGAGAGUGAUCUUCGCGGGUGAUUUGAAUUCUUUAAACGAGCGUUUUAGAGCCGCGGCACAGAGACUGAUGGAAAUUACGGAGGAGAAUAGAGGUCUGAUGAUUGUGGUAUGCGUUGCUUACUGCACAAGUCACGAGAUUGUUCACGCUGUUCGAGAAUCUUGUGUGAGGAAGUGUGAUGAUGGAGAUGGUAAUGUAGUUUUGGAGUUGAGUGAAAUUGAAGAGUAUAUGUAUACAUCUGCCGUGCCGGAUCCGGAUCUUGUGAUAAGAACCGGCGGAGGAGACCGGCUGAGUAAUUUCAUGACGUGGCAGACUUCGAAAUCGCUACUUCAUACUACGGCGGCUCUUUGGCCGGAGUUAGGUCUCUGGCAUUUGGUUUGGGCCAUUCUAAAAUUCCAGAGACUGCAAGGUUACUUGCAAAAGAAGCAAAAGCUAGACUAA
Arabis nemorensis is the source of this 816-nucleotide messenger RNA. Lineage: Eukaryota; Viridiplantae; Streptophyta; Magnoliopsida; Brassicales; Brassicaceae. The record is from the annotation of a GenBank genome assembly.